AUGACAGAAGAUUCUCUUUUGAUGUCAGACAUUUCAAAGAGACCGUAGACGCAGGCAUAACAAUUAAACAAUGCAAAGCGAAGAACUUCGUUUAUAAGAAAAGCAAUUGAUUAGCAAUUUAAACCUGUAAUAGUAACUCAUAAAGAGGACCUCUAUGAUCUCCUUAAUAAAUCAUAGGUUGUUUAAAGUCCAAAGUCUGCAUCUAAUAAAUAUCUUCAAAUUUAGAUGAGAUGUUCAAGUGCCCUUGACAGCAAUAGUUAUAAACAGUUGAAUAAGGUUCUUAAUAAAAGUUUACUUUAAUCAUAGCAGAAAUUAUUCUAAGAUGAAAUGGAAGAGCAUUUCGGCUUCUAAAAUAGGAUAAAGAGUAAUAUAGAAUCAAAUUUGAUGAAAAAGAUCAAUUCCAAAAGCAAAGAUGAAUGGUUCAAGAUUAAGGGUCCGAAAGUAUCUGAAAAAUAACUAGACUUAGGUCAAUAACUAAAAAAUCUAGACAGACUUAUUAGUGAAUAAGACCCUGGUGAAAUAUUAGAUUAAUAAUCCUAGAGGAAAAAUAACAAGCAUGGCCAUGGGGAUAAAAACAAAGGAUCGAAUUUCUCUAUGACAACCUAGGGAAAUUUAUUCAGUGCUUCUUCUAAUUAAGAUUUGACUAGAAGUUUUAAGAAUUUGUAAAGAAAUUUAGGUGGAUCAGAUAUAAUAAGCUCUUUCAAAGAAUAAAGAAGGCAAUAACUCAUAAAAGAUAUGAGCUGUAUUACUCCAACACACUUAAAGCUGAUUAGAGAUAAAUUGUUCAUAGAAGAAAAAGACAAGCAUUUCUAAUAGAGAUUAUAAAGUGGUGUUGGUUCUCCAAUGGAAGAAAGCAAGGGGAAGUUAUCAGAGGAUCAAAAAGAUAAAGAAAUUGAAACAGAAAAGAAUUGGCGAUAUAAGCAUAAAUAAUAUAUCAAUGAUACUCAAAGUCUUCUCUAUAGAAACACAAAGGUAAUUGAAUAAAUGGGGCAAGCAAUAGAUCAAAAUAAAGAAUUGCUGAAGAAUUUGCUCAGUUCAUCUAAGAGGAAUAUUAAAGUACAUAAAUCAUAGUAGAUCUCCCCAAGAAAAAAUUAUCAAAGCUACAUGGAUUAAACUGUCAGCUCAUAAGGGCAUGAUCAAAAGAUAAAAGUUGUCAUUGAUGCAUUUAAUGAUGAAAUACAUAUUACUUCUAAAUCAAGGGAAAAUUUAAUUAAAAAAGUAAUGAGAAGCUCAAAAAAGAAGUUUUAGCAGCAAUUCUAGCUCCAAAUCUAAUAAGCUAAAACAAGACCGAAAGAAUUUCAACGAAAGUUAUCGAUUAAAGUUGAAAAAUUUGAAGCUGGUUUACUUUAAAAUGCAGCUGAUCCUACCAGAUAAAACUCAUCUCCGAGAAAAGGAUCACAUAUUGUCCAUCUUUACAAUAAAGGAGCAGAAUGCAUGUCUCCAUUGCAACCUAGAGGAAUUGGAAAUUAUCUAAGAAAAAGUAGUAACAUCAGGGAAGUCAGUUAAAGAAGGGAGAAGAAGGAUAAGGAACUUCAGUCUAAGCUAUUAAAGUUAUCAAAUAUGGGAGAUUAAAACUCCUAAAAUAAGCUUUAAAAGAGAUCAAUAAAAAGUAAUGCAGAAAUGAACAUAAAAACAGUCCUGCUCACUAAAGAAUACUAGUUUGGAUUCAAUGCAAAUGAUUAACCGAUAAUUUUAAUAUCCUAGGAAUCAGAUGAGUAGUCAAAGCAUGAUGAUAACUUAAGAUAUGUAAAUCAAUAAUUUGAUUAAUGGUCACGAAUGAGUGAACCAGUAUUUUCUGGUAAUUGUAGAUCUGAAAUAAAUUUAGUUGAUUAGAAAAAACUGAGUCGUCCUACUUCAACAUUGAAUAAAUUCGAGUUAGAUAUCUUGAACGAGUAUAAGUAAAAUAUUGAAAGACUAGAAUAAGGUAAAAUUUAAAAGGGGCUUUGGGAAACUAAGUAAUGCAUUGGAACACUUCCUGAUUCCAGGGAAAGCUGCUCAAUGGUAUCUGUAGGUAAAGAUAUUUAUCUAUAUGGAGGCUACGGAAGGGAACUCUUUGAUGAUAUUAGACUACUUUAACCAAUGGCAAAUUAGUGGAAAUGGACAUUAAUAAAGUAAAACAUUAAUAGUCAAGGAUAAAGGUUAACAGCAACCUAAAUACUUCAUACUGCACAUCCUGGACCCAGAUAUGCUAUAACAAUGAGAAGAUUUUAGAAAAAUUUAAUUUUGUUCGGAGGAGGUGGACUAUAUGUGCAGUCAAUAAAGACAAGAUAGUGUUACAACGAUAUAAAAUAUUUUGAUACAUAAGAGAAGUAAUGGUUUAAGGAUCAAAGAGGCCUGAAGGGUAACUAUGUUCCCUAAAAGAGGUUACAUCAUAGUGGAGAUAUCUUGGGUUGUAUAUUUGCAAUUUAUGGUGGUUUUAAUACUGAGCUUAAGAAAGUUUUGAAUGAUCUUAUCUUAUUUGAUGUUGUUGAAAACUCCUGGAUUACAGCUUCUGUUAAGUAUCCUACUAUGGAUACUCCUAUUGGACCAAGAGCUGAGCAUUCUUUUACAACAAUAUUAAAUCAUAAGUCAGAACUCUUCAAACCAAUAAGAUGGGAUAGAUAGCUCUGGACUAAUUAGAAUUUACAAAAAGAAUUUAGGGUUUAGAAUUUGCAAGCAUUCUCUAAAUCUUAUUUCAAGUAUGGUUUCUUUUUAUAUGGUGGUUAUUCCUCGAAAGCUGAAGAAGCAUUAGGAGAUUUAUGGUUGCUUUAACCAGAUUGUGAUUUGAAUAACUAAAUAGUUUCUACAACCUAGUGUUAUGAUAACAAUGAGAGUUCUUACAAGGAUUAUAAACUGAACUUAAAAGCUUACAAUAUUACUUCUAUUGUUAAAGGAACGCCUCCAUUAGCAAGAUAUGGGCAUUAAGCACUCUCCAUUACAAAAGGUAAAUAUCUAAUUAUCAUUGGAGGUAGAAACAACUCAAUAUAUAAAAAGCUUAAUAAUAUUGCUUUGAACGAUAUAUGCCUUUUCAAUACUUAAUCUUUUGAGUGGGAAACCUUAGCUAUUUUUGGCAGUAUACCAGCAUCAAGAUGGAAUCAUAGUUUAAUAUCUAUUUAAGAUAACAAAUUGCUAUUGUUUGGUGGUGUAAAUACUCACUCCUACAUGAACUCCUAAAUAUUUUGCUUUGAAUUCGGCUCAGAAGCUGUUGAAAAUUUUAAGCAAAAGGCAAAGGAGAUUAUGGAUGGACUUAAGCAUAGAGCGAAAUAGUUAUCUCUUCAAUUUAAAUGA
Stylonychia lemnae is the source of this 3267-nucleotide messenger RNA. The record is from the annotation of a GenBank genome assembly. NCBI's taxonomy places the organism in Eukaryota, Ciliophora, Spirotrichea, Sporadotrichida, Oxytrichidae.